CCCAGCGUGCUCAUUAACCAGGAAGGAGGAAAACCUGAUGCCAAGCAAAACCCCGAGCGCGGCCAGAGAGAGCGAGGCGGAGAUCGGCGCUCUCUCAGCCGCAGGUGCACACCAUGUGGACGACAGCAGCCUGCCUGCCCGUGGCGUGCCUCUUGCUCCAGCUCCAGGCUGCAGGAUGCUUUUCAGGAGACAAUGAUCACUUCUUGGCAAUUCAUCAGAGAAUGAGCAGGAAGCCAAUAUUCAUUUACCACCAUGUGCAAAGUGUCGAGAAAAGUUUGGAUACAAGUGAUCGGAAGGAUUAUGGGCACAAUUCCCACAUAUCUUCCCAUGGAAAAAUAAGCAAGCUGCACCCUGCUGUCAUAGUUAAGCCAGCGUACGAACCCUCUCUCAACCUAUUAGCUAUGACUGGUGAUGAGGACCAGGAAGUGGAAAACCUGCCUAUUCCAGCAGCUAAUGUGAUAACUGUGACUCUGCAAAUGGAUGUAAAUAAGCUGAAUAUCACAUUGCUUCGGAUUUUCCGCCAAGGAGUAGCUGCUGCUUUAGGACUGCUGCCGCAGCAAGUGCACAUCAACAGACUCAUUGGCAAGAAGAACUGUGUUGAGCUCUUUGUAUCACCAGUAAACAGAAAAGGCGUUUCUGAGACACUACCGUCUGAAGAAGUCUUGAGAUCUCUUAAUAUCAAUGUGCUACACCACAGUUUAUCCCAGUUUGGAAUUACCGAAGUCUCUCCAGAGAAAAACGUCUUGCAAGGCAAGCACGAAUCGGGUAAACUCUGGAGCAAAGAAGGAUUUUAUGCUGUCAUCAUAUUUCUGAGCAUCUUUGUUAUCAUUGUGACAUGUCUGAUGGUCCUGUACCGACUGAAAGAGAAAAUACAAUUUUCGGUGAGACAAGAUAAGAACAAGAAACAGGAAAUACACCUUUCAUCCAUCCCACUGCAGAGAACUCCGUCUGAGUACAAGGCAGCAAACAGAAUGGUCCAGCCCGAACCGGCUCCUAAAGCUGUGAAUGUCAUAGUAGAUCCACAAGGGCAAUGUGCUCCUGAGAUCAAGCCCACACUUUCAACCAGCCCAUCGCCUUUCAAGAUCAAGUCAGUGGGGCUUCAAGAAAGGCGAGGAUCCAAUGUAUCGCUCACCUUGGAUAUGAGCAGCUUGGGCAGCAUUGAACCUUUCGUAGCCGUGCCGACGCCAAGAGAAAAGGUUGCCAUGGAGUACCUGCAGUCAGCCAGCCGGAUUCUGACAAGACAGCAGUUGCAAGACACAGUGACAAGUUCUCAUUUGCUCCAGACCGAAUUUAUGGAAAUCCCCAUGAAUUUUGUGGAUCCUAAAGAAAUUGACAUCCCUAGUCACGGAACUAAAAACCGCUAUAAGACCAUUCUUCCGAAUCCUGUAAGCAGAGUCUGUUUGAAACCAAAGAACCCAAGCGAUGCUUUGAGCACCUACAUAAAUGCUAACUACAUUCGGGGUUAUGGAGGCCAGGAGAAGGCUUUCAUCGCAACCCAGGGCCCAAUGAUUAAUACAGUGAAUGAUUUCUGGCUGAUGGUGUGGCAAGAGGACAGUCCUGUCAUUGUUAUGAUCACAAAGCUGAAGGAGAAAAAUGAGAAAUGUGUGCUCUAUUGGCCAGAGAAGAGAGGGAUAUAUGGAAAAGUGGAAGUUCUUGUUAACAGUGUGCAAGAGUGUGAGAAUUACACUGUCCGUAACCUUACAUUAAAGCAAGGAAGCCUUUCAAGACAUGUCAAACAUUAUUGGUACACAUCCUGGCCAGACCACAAAACUCCAGAUAGUGCUCAGCCCCUUCUACAACUCAUGCUGGAUGUCGAAGAGGACAGGGUGGGAUCCGUUGGUAGAGGACCUGUAAUUGUGCAUUGCAGUGCUGGAAUAGGAAGGACUGGAUGUUUCAUUGCUACCGCGAUUGGUUGUCAUCAGCUGAAGGAAGAAGGAGUUGUUGACGCAUUAAGCAUUGUCUGCCAACUUCGUUUGGACAGAGGUGGAAUGGUCCAAACCAGUGAACAGUAUGAAUUUGUGCAUCAUGCGCUGAACCUGUACGAAAGCAGGCCAUCUCCUGAAGCUGUCCAGUGAAAACAAGAAGGAAGAAGCAAAUAUGUUGAUCUCUCUUGGGGUAAUUUGAUUCGUUACCUACCAGCAACUUCUUCAAGGAGUUUACAGCCGUGAAGAGGAGUGGCGCUGCAGCCAACUUGUAAAAGGAAUGUGGAUGGUUAAAAACAAAAACAAAAGCAUACAAGAUUGAUGGACCUUUGUCUUGAAUGUAUUGUGAGUUCCCUGAACCAGUUUUUAAAUGAAGGUUAAUGUACUGAUGUUACAUUUGGAUUUCACAUAUAUAUCUUAUGGAGGAUUUGUUUCUGUAUUAGUGGGAUCUGCCACACAGAACGUAUGUAACGUAUGUUUGUAUGUUCUACUAUAGAUGGACUUGGGAAAUUCCACUGAAGAAAUGUGUACAAAUGCUUUAACGUUUGCAACAACAACAAAAAGUCUGUCUUGUGAAUAGGCUGUCAGGUGUUCUGCUGUACCUGUUAAGUGCUAUUACCUAUUAUGUGGUAAACUUUAUUCCGAGCCUUUUAUGAUUCUUGCCAAUUAUGAUUCUUGGUCAAUUAUUGGCUUCAAAUGGAAACAAAUAUUUUUUGAAAAGCCCAUUGUUUUUGAAACUAUUCAAAAUCAGUUAGGUAUUUUAUAUGACAGCUCCUAAGUUGUCUUAUACGACAACUCCCAAGUACUCUUAGAUAUUUAAGUGUGUAUAGUAAAUUCUGUAAAGCAUUGUGGAACACAAUGGCGGCCACAUAAAGGGAGUGUUUCCUGUGCGAGCCUGACUGAAAGAAAUAAAAGUUAUAAAAGAAAUCCUGUGUUUCAUUCGAGGUUGCUGUACCCUUGUGAACUUCUCUUUCGCUUCAUUGGGGCUUGCACAAGUGACAUUUCCAGUGGAUUGAGCCCAGUGUCUUUUUUUCAAUGUUGAUGUAUAUAUUUGAUACUGUUGAUUGUCUUAGAAGCUGCUUUUUGCUCCAGGACAGAAUCCGGUGUAUUUGUAAAUCUUGUGAGUCGUUUUAAUUUUUAAAAAAGAGAAACUUUGUAACAUAUACUAAAUGGUAAGAAUUUUAAAUAUUUGCCUGUCUUUUACCGAAAGCUUUUUUUAUAUAAAAAAAAACAAGUUCCAUUUAUUGUAAUGAGAUGGAUGGGUGUUCAGGGGAACACAAACUAGAAUGGACCAUGAGGAUCUUGGUGUUUUCUUCUUUUUAUCUUCGCAGUGAUCAGUUUGUAAAGACAAAAAAAGUAUUGCUGGAACCCCCCAUUUGGCAAGAACUGAGGAGUCUCAGCAUAGGAUUUGAUAAUGAGUUUCUAAAGCAGUUAUGUUACCUUUGCUUCAUCCAACCAAUAAACUUGAUACAAAAUAUUUAAA
Molecule: messenger RNA, 3405 nt
Organism: Podarcis raffonei (Aeolian wall lizard)
Lineage: Eukaryota; Metazoa; Chordata; Lepidosauria; Squamata; Lacertidae
Gene: PTPRR
Product: protein tyrosine phosphatase receptor type R
Exons: 14
Coding region: 114-2075 (653 amino acids)
Biological process (GO): protein dephosphorylation
Molecular function (GO): protein tyrosine phosphatase activity
Source: RefSeq, a predicted model, not a curated record